Aedes albopictus (Asian tiger mosquito) is the source of this 1767-nucleotide messenger RNA. RefSeq lists its product as uncharacterized. Lineage: Eukaryota; Metazoa; Arthropoda; Insecta; Diptera; Culicidae. Bases 31 to 984 code for a protein of 317 amino acids. The transcript has a single exon. The record is from RefSeq and is a predicted model, not a curated record.
ACCGUCGUUAGUUCUAGUCGUCCAUUCACAAUGAAGACUCCUCUUCCAAUAGCCAUUCUCCUGGCAGCCCUAAUUUCAGGAGUUCAUCUAAACCCAACCCCAAAGUCGUGCACCGUCAGCGAGGAAGAUCUCACCACGAUUAGAAACGCCAUCCAGAAAGCCUCCAGAGCAUCCCUGGACGAUGUAAACCUAGACGAAGACCUCAUUGCCAAAUGCCCGCUGCUCGAAACCGUCUUCGCCAGUCUGAAGUCGGUGGCCUCGGAGAUUACCACGCUAAAAGAAACCGGGAUCAGCGAGGAACAGGUCGACGAACUGAAGCAAUCCUACGAGCAGCAGGUCAACGAAAUCGUCAAAAGUCGGGACAUUUUCGAGAAGCAAUCCGGUGGUGACGUGAUGAAAGAGCAAGGUGCCAUGAUCAACCGGGUGACAGAACUUCAGGUCCAGGUCGCACAGCUGCAGCUGCAGAUCGUCGAGCAAACCACACGCAUGUACGAGGACAUGGCCGAGCUGAUAUUCCAACGUUUGGCGAUGAACAGCACGGACAGUAUCCGGAACUACACGGCGCACAUGAUGGAGCAGAAGCUGCACACGCUGAUGACCAAGCUGGAGACGAACUAUCGGAUCUUCCUGGGGGCGUUGCGAUACCUGGAUCACCUGGGCGAUCAACCACUGAUCGAUAAGGUGUUCGACGGGAUUUUGGCGCGACUGGAUGAGAUGACGCUGGAGACUAAUAAGGAACGGGAGAACGGGAAGUACGUGCUGGUGAAUCUACUGUGCUGGACGGUGAACAACCGGUUUCUGACGGAGAAGUACCGGAAGAAGCAGCUGGAGUUGUUCCGGAUUGCGCUGAAGUUCUAUCCGAAGACGGGCAAUAAGGAGGCGAACGAGGCGGACAUACGGGGUCGACAGUAUUGCGACGCUAUGUUCCCGGUGAACGUGAUCACGUGGUUCGCGGUUUCCAGGGCCGCGGAGGUUGGGGCUUAGGGGAGAGAAUCUGUGAGUUUCGUGGCUCUGGACAUUGUAGAAUCCAUACUAGAAGAAAAUAAAUCGACCAGCUUUCUUUCUCCGAAAAUAAAAAGCCAGCCUACAUUAGUCUUCCGUAUUUUACUACUAUGAUACUUCAACUUUCGAGGUUACAUAUUGUUAGUCUGUUCCUCGACUUCCUAUUGCAAUUUGUACAUUACGAGCUGAAGGUUAACGGCAGCCUUCGAGAUAUCCUGACUGCCGAAGUUGCGCUUCUUGACGAUUUCCUUCAGUUUCGUCUUUUACGACUGCCUCUGCAGCUUCGCGUUGAAAACUCCUUCACUUUUCAAAACUCUUUCAUAACAGAUGACAACGGAUUACAGAAUCUUUCUGAAGUUCUUCAACGCGAAAUACGGCUUCCGUAGACAAAGUGGUGCGAUUCGGUAACUGGAUGAUCUAGAGGUUUAAGAGGCCAUUCACAUCUGGGAAAGAACUGUCUGAGGAAUUGGCUAAGAGACAAACACGCAGAGCUUCUGGACACGAUGGAAAGCAGCGCUGGUCUCCUCUCUUUGGAAGGUUGACGUCAACUGAAUGAUGAUCGAUACAGGUCAGGCUCAACGGUAGAUCAGCAGUGUGUGGAAAGACAUCAAUCAAUGUACCUAGUAAACAUGAAACACCUGUUGCAAUAUACCUAGCAAACACUGUAUACGGUAAACAAGAUCCACCUUAUUGCCUAACAUAUCUAUGCAGAACCACAGCUGCUAGUCAAUAUUCUGCGUUUCCAAUAAGAGCUGAUUGACUGGA